AUGCAACUAUCUUCUUUCAGGGCUGUCCAAAGACUUGGCCCGAUUGGCGGCAAGGUCGUGGCAGUAAUAUGGGCAAUAAAUUGGCUCUUCCUUAUCAUCCUCGAGUGGCUUCGUCCCGCCAAGAACAUCGACCGCGUGCCCUUCCUCUAUGCUGCCCAUGGAUUCUCAGAGAAUGAUCAAACCCGACGUGAAAAACCAUAA
This is a messenger RNA of Dibothriocephalus latus, 201 nucleotides long. The record is from the annotation of a GenBank genome assembly. Lineage: Eukaryota; Metazoa; Platyhelminthes; Cestoda; Diphyllobothriidea; Diphyllobothriidae.